UGUUCGUAACAGUUACCGUUUGUUCGUAUUAAUUAUCAAAAUGGAAAAUAAACGAGAAAUUUGUCAAGGAUUAUGUUUAUUUACAUUCACAAGCAAAUGUUAAGCUGGCUCUAUUGAAAUAUCAAUCUUCCUCGCUUCUAUUCUACUUCCAGUGGAAACAGUAUGUUAAAUUCGAUGCGCACCGAAACAGAAUCGGAUUUACGACUUCGGUGGAAACUAGAUCAUUGAUUGAUGGCAGAGAAAUGAUCAUUUCAGCGUAAUGAUCGUCUCGAUAUGAGAAAUCACAUAAAAUGGAGGAUGACAUUGAUAUUUAUGCAGAUUUACCGAGUUUCAAUUUGAAUCUUGAUAAAAAUGAUCAGCUUUGUAAUUGUGAGAAGUUAAAGAAAGAACUUGGUUCACUCGAGAAUAAACUCGAAAAUAUUCAGAAGAUCAAAGAGAAGUUGGAGAAAAAUCUGUCCUCUUUAUUGAAAACUGCAAAGGCUGAGAUUGCACGGAAGGACAAGAUGAUAAGUGAUCUCAGAAAACGAUUGGACGAUGUAACCUUCAGAAGAAAUAACAAGGGCGAAUCUUGGGAUUUUUCUGCUCAUAGAUCAUUGUAUCAACAACAUACAACGAUCGAAAAAUAUGACAACGCUCCUUUAAUGCAUUUGCAAGAGGAUGAAACUAUAUUGCAUGAAACUGAAUAUCAUCGCAACGAACAUAAAAAUAAAAAGCCACAAUAUAAUGGCCAAUUGCCCACAGUAUUUGCAGAGAGAUUACAUAAAAGAAUUAUAAAAGAUGAGAAAGAAGAUGUAAAGACGCAAAGAACGUCAUGGAAGCUUGAUAUAGAAACUAAUUCAAAAGGGAUAUCUGAAGAAAACAUUGUGGAAAGUGAUAAAGAGAAUGGAUCUCAAUCUAGUAUGAAUAAUAACGAUAAUGAAUCUAAUACUAUCACACGACACUCUCUCUCUGAUUCAGAAAAUCCAUGCAGAAAGAAUUCGGGAAAGAGGAUGAAUGAAGAAGACGGUACAUGUGGGAAUAAGCGUUUAAAGAUAGACGAUGACGAAGGCAAGACCACGACUGAUAAAACUGAUUACACUGUGCGGUAUAAAUUGCAAGACAAUCUUGUGCAAUAUGAGAUGAAAGAUAAUCUUGCAAAGUUCGAGGAUCGACUAAAUGCCGCCCAUUCUCUUAAAGAGGAAAAAAUUUUAUUCGACGAAAGUAGAACCGUUUCGGAAUAUCAAGACACGGCAAAACAGAGUCGAGAUUGCAUAAAUGAUUGGAAAGGGGAAGAGAAAAGUAAUUCUCGGAUUGCUUCGAAUCGCGUCCUGGAUGAGCCUUGUAAUGGCUACAAGAAGAGCGGCUAUAGAUAUAAUCCGUCGAGAAGAAGUAGUUAUUCUAGAAACAGGAGUGACUACGACAGCUCGAGCAGCCACCGUUUACGAGAAAGAUCAAAUAGAACGUAUAGAAAUAAUAGGAAAUACGAUGAUUAUAAAUACGACAAUCAGUAUAGAACAAAAAGAGACUACAGAUUAAAGAGAGACUAUGAGAGCAUGGAAAAUGAGAGUAAAACGAUACAUAGGAGUAGAGAACAUGGUGAUGUGGCAUGGGACAAAUCCAGACACUCGUCGAGCGACGUCGAAAACAAGGAAGGAAAUAGUUCGUACAAGAAUAAGAGGUGCGAGAAUCGCAGAAUAGAGGAGACAGCAGCAAAUAUUUUGCACAACAAAAGGUUGCAUGAAAGGGAUAAAGCUGCGGUGGAUAUGAAUUCUCGGGCGUCUUCUGGUCGCACAAUUGUAAAUAAUAUAGUGAAUCACAGAGCUAAAAAGAUCACUGAACAAGAUAAGGCAAAGAACGAAUCAAAUAUUAAACCUAUAAAUUUGAUAGAUAGUACGUCGACAUAUGUCGUGACGAAGGACUCGAAUAAUCUGGAGGAAGGCGAAAUUGUAGAUAGUCCCGAGAAGAAAAUUGAUUCGGAGAAGAUCUUCAAAGAUCAUAAAGUGAUUGAAAAUGAUGUAAAAAUUGUUCUAAUCGAAAAUAAACAUAAAGACGUCCCUGUGAUUGCAUCCAUAAUAGAUGACAAAUCGAUAUCUUUUCACAACAAUGUAAUUACUGCAAAGCAGUUAGAUAACUUGACGGAUAUUAGUACAAAAGAAAUUGAAACAGCAUCGUGUCUUGUGCAAACAGCUUUGAAAGGCCCUAGAGAGAUAGCGGAAUUAAAUUUCUCUGGCAAAAAUGAUGCGGUAGUAGACGAGGUGCGGAGUCGUAACAAUGUCGAACAUAUAUAUAAAUCUCAAUGUAAUGAGGAUUUAACGGUUUUAACUACUUGUACUAUCGGAACGAUUGAACAGGUGUGCGAGUCUCAAUAUAAUGAGGAUUUAACGGAUUUGACUUCUUAUACUAUUGGAACAAUUAAUCAGGUGUGCGAUAGCAAUGUUGACGAUGAUGGUAAAAGUCGCGCCGAAGAAGAAUCGAAAAUCUUUGUCACCGAAAUACCUAUUAAAAUCGAAAAAAUGAUUGAUUCUAACACCAAAAGUGCUACCGAAGUCAGAAUAGACGAUCCUAAAAUUGAAAGUGCCAUUAACAAAGACAAAGUAAGUAAUUGUAAUACCGAAAGUCCUGUUAUAAUUGCAGAGGCGAAUAAUAGCGAUAAUAGUACUCGCAAAAUUGAUGAUGAAUUAAAAAGUUCCGCCACUGAGAUUGCCGAAAAAGUCGAGACUGUAUUUAAUUGUGAUAUCGAGAAUAGAGACGUAAGUCAAGUAUCAAUCGGAAGUGGGACUUCUCGAUGGAUAUCAGGCAAAAGCAACGUCGAGAUGUCGAGCCACUUGUGUCUCAACGACCAUAAUUACGUUCAGAAUCCUCCUCCUGUCAACGUCUCCGAUCUCAACGCUAUCCGAGAGUCACCCGUGAAUUUAGAAUAUUGCGAAACUGUGCCAGAAGCAGCAACGUUAAAAGAAACAAAAGCGAAAGAAAAGAUGGAUGUUUCGGUCGAUGUCAAGAAGACGAUGUCGUCUAUAGUGAAGAACAAGAAGAAUCAACAGAGCAAAGGGAUAGUGAUUUCGCGUCGACGAAGAGCCGUGACGUUGAGCGACAGUAAUGCGUCUAUGACUGUCCUGAUAAACACAAAAACGUCCUCUAACGUUAUUAGCAAUUGUAGCAACGAGUCCGUCUUGAAGCCGCGGGCCUGUAAAGCAUCGCGCACAUGUAAAUAAUCGUAAUUCUAUGUAAUCGUUCAAUGUUUUGGCACGAGAUGCAGGCACAAGAUUAAUGCAAUUUGAUGAGAUGGAAUAACGGGUCGUACAGAUAAAAGUGAAGCCGGUGCUCUUGAGUCCCCCUGUGAGUAAUCUUUUGUUUUUAUUUCGAAACAUCUGUUAUUUGAAACCCCGCGCCGAGGGAAGGGAUUCACAAUCCAGUGUAACUCGAGUCAUCCAUUCGAAAUUCACCGAGUCGUUAGGAACAGCGAUGGGAGAAGGAGGGAGCAUCCUAUAUCGAUUAGGGGAAGAGAAGCGGCGGCGUCCAUGUAUCGAUCAGAAAAUAGCCGGCGCGGUGACGCCGAUGUACGCGCGCGUCGGCCGUUGACGUCAUCGUCGGGGGGCAUCUGCGGCGUCAGCCACAGAGGACGUCGGGACGACCCGCGCCAUGGAUGUUGCUAUCGCCGUCGCCGUCGUCACCGUCGCUGCCGCCUUCUAACAAACGAUUCCGAGGAACGUACUUCAUUUCUUGCGGGCAUGUGUUCCUAGACUGUACUCUCUCCCUCCCCCCCCCCCCC
Messenger RNA from Formica exsecta, 3748 nucleotides. RefSeq lists its product as uncharacterized. The transcript is spliced from 5 exons. NCBI's taxonomy places the organism in Eukaryota, Metazoa, Arthropoda, Insecta, Hymenoptera, Formicidae. The record is from RefSeq and is a predicted model, not a curated record. Bases 291 to 3191 code for a protein of 966 amino acids.